AUGAUUAAUCAUUUUCAAGAAUUUUGGACUGACUCAGAAAGAAACCAUGAAAUAAAUUUCUCUGCCAUAUUAGAUGAGAUUAUUAUCUCAGAAUUGAAUGAAGACCCAAACAUAAAUUUACAGAAUUGGACUUCAAUUCCAAAAAUGAAAAUUGGACUUAGUUAUUAUUUGGAAAUAGUUGACAAAGUAGGGGAAAUUCUCUUUUAUAAAUAUUCUUUUAACAUAUUAAUUUUUCUGUUUAUUCAAAUAAUACAAAGACACUCAGAAAACAUUUUGGAUUACAACAAAUAUGAUACCUUUUUAAUAAGUUCAAAUAUAUUUCUAAAUAAUACAUGGAUUUUUUAUUUAAUAGUUUAUGUAAUUGGAAUAAUAUAUUCAUUUUUUGUUUACAGUAAAGAACAAUAUUUAUGUAAAUUCUUAUUCUUUCAAAAUAAUCUUUCCAGCCAAUAUGAAAGGUACCGAUUAGGAGAAAUCUCCAAUUUUUGGUGUAUUAUCAUGGGUAUCCUAAGUAGAUUUCGUGAAAUAGUGGAUGCUAUUAUUUUCAGCUACUUAUCUUCACAUUAUUUGCAACUUUCCCAAGCAUUUUUAUUCUUUUUGGUUCGCUUUAGCCUCGUUAUUAUCCAGAUUAGAUCUUUCUUAGCUGUUGGAAACAUUAGCUCUAGUAUCAUUUGGAUCACUAAUUUCCAGAAUCCUACACAAACUUCAGCUCUUAAGCCUCAAAGUCUGCUUUCUUCUUCUUCUUCUUCUUCUUCUUCUUCUUCGUACAAUUCAAAAACUAAAAAAGAUAUUUCUUUUGACCAGGGUUACGUUGGGUACCGAGAUAUGAAUCCUAAUAUUUCCAGAGUUUCUCCUUCAUCUUCAUCAUCAUUCCACUCAACAAAAUCUCAGGAACAAGAUAAUAAUAUCGAUCAAAGUAUAAAUGCUUACUAUGAUACUGGAAAUAAUCAAAAAAGGUGUCAUGAUUUGUCAAAACCUGUUCCUCCAGGUUUUUUGUCUUCUUCUUCCUCUUCUUCAUCUUCCUCUUCUUCUUCUUCAUCCUCCGCCUCUUCUAUGCCAUAUCCACUUCCAAACUUUCCAAUUGAAUAUCAGGACAGCUUUAUACUUUGCAAGUUUUCUCAGACUUUUUUUUCACAAGGACUAGCUUCCUACUUUUAUCCCAAUGGCGUUAGAUUGUUAAGAAAAAAUCUUACAAAAUUGAGUUCACAGGAUCAACAGAGCCAGGCGAAAAUAAAACCAUUUAAGAUUCUCCAGCUUGCAGAUCUAGCAUUUUACCUAGAUUUGUUUUCCCUAGAAAACAUUUUAAACCAUCUUUAUAUUUUAAAUAAACACAAGGAAACACACGAAUUUAAUAUAUCUACUUUUUUUUUAUGGAAGGUACUUUCACAUGAUCUGAUUAUCGAUAUAUGCAAGUUAUUCUUACUUAUUUUUGUCUCAAGAUUAUCAAAGAUUUAUCUAAUAUUAACGUUAACUAUCUCCUCAUUAAACAUUUCUAGCUUAUUUUUCUAUCUACAUGUAAAUAAACAAGUAAUUAAUGAUUUACUAAGAUGA
Messenger RNA from Cryptosporidium ubiquitum, 1548 nucleotides. RefSeq lists its product as uncharacterized. The transcript has a single exon. NCBI's taxonomy places the organism in Eukaryota, Apicomplexa, Conoidasida, Eucoccidiorida, Cryptosporidiidae. Bases 1 to 1548 code for a protein of 515 amino acids. The record is from RefSeq and is a predicted model, not a curated record.